Molecule: messenger RNA, 3102 nt
Organism: Jaminaea rosea
Lineage: Eukaryota; Fungi; Basidiomycota; Exobasidiomycetes; Microstromatales
Exons: 1
Coding region: 141-3038 (965 amino acids)
Source: RefSeq, a predicted model, not a curated record
UUCCGUCCUGCCCUUUUGUCACUUCUCCUCACCCCACCAUCCUCCCUUUCUUUGCUCAGUGGCUCCUCUGCAAAGUCCCAUGACUCAUUCGAGAGGCCACAGAGCGAUUGGGACCGCCAUUGAAACACAAGCCGGUGACAAUGAGCGCGUCUAAUCGAUUGGCGCUGUCAGCGACGCCAUCAGCGACGCCAUCAUCAGCGUCAGCUCGAAGACCACGGCCCGUCGCAGCUGCCACCUCGUCUUCUUCGUCCUCGUCUCGUCAGCCGCAAAUCAGCAACUACUUCACCAAAUCUCAGCAAGCAUCAAAACAGCAUCAGCAUCAGAAUACCCCUCCACCUGCCCCAGAAUCUGUACCAGCACCAGCUGCAUCCACCGCCUCCAGCUCAAAGGCUCCACCUGUCCCAGCUCGGAAGCUGCACCUCGCCGCCCUCGGUCGAGGAUUUGCGUCGACACAGUCGCCGUUGACGUCGCUUUUCAAGUGGGUCCCCGAAGACGAGCAUGGCGAUCACGAAGACUUUUCUACUCCAGCAGUAGGCGCUCGCCACCUCUCGGAGGACGAGGACGAAGAGGAGCGUAGAUGGCUAGAAAGGGCACAAAAGCUUCGCACGAAAUCUAAAGGCAGCGAUGUCUCAGAGCCGCUAGCUGCUCCUGUCGAUCGAGAAAGCUCAAGAAGUGGAGCGAGGCGUGCUACAUCAAAGUCACCGCUACCGAUGCGGAUCCCUGAAGAGGAUCGCACAGAAAAGAGGCAGCGAAGCAGAGUUGCCUCACCCGUGGAACAAAGACGAAGGAGACCGGCUACACCCGUCAACGCUGUCACUCCGAGCCACAAGAGCCCAAAAGCAGCCGCUUCUCGCACUCGCACACCAAAUUCCGCUCAAAGGCUCGCUGCUGCUCAUGCGGCUGCAGGCGCGGUCUCACCGCAGUCGCCCUUCCAAGAGACGCCAUAUAUGCACCAGUCCUUGUCAGAGUUCUCGCUCAUGCAGUGGGAGAUCGACGCUCGUCGCAAAGCACCUCAAUAUCGAGUGUCUGCUGGACUACAGCCCACGGCAGGCGACCUAGAUGCUCAGCGUCAGGUGGAGCGAGAAGCAUUUGACAAGGCAAGGAGGGAAGGCAUCGCUCGAUCGAUCGGUGCGCCAACAGCUAUUGCCCAAACAACAAUCAAGCAUGUCCGGCCACCACAGCGUCCAGUGAGCGCCGGCGGAGACGUACGCGUACCUGUCAAAAGACCUGCAAGUCCACGUCCAAGCAACUCAAGCCCGAAUAAGCGCCUCCCUCUUUCACCUCGCCGGCAGCCGACCGCAACGGGCAACAUGCAUCGCUCGGAUCCUGUGGCAAAUCCGGCUGCCAUCCACGCUGACGAAGACAGCGACGAGGAGAGUCUCCUACGACCUGGUCCGUCGCCUCCAAGGCCAACUCGUUUCUCCUCAUCUCAAGGUCGUGCUGCACCUCCACCAGCGCGAUCAGCAGCAACGCCCGUCGCUUCUGUCCCUGCUAUUCGCUCGCCUCGAUCGCAUCGUAGGAUCUACGCCCUCGAAACGCAAGAUGGCGAGCCACUCCCUUCGCCCUUCCAUGCACGCCGCCUCUUUGCCACAGGUGGCGCCGAUCCGCGUCCAGCCGCGAAGCCAUCUGCGGUAGAACUAUCUCGGCAGCGCGAGGCAUCUUCGAGCCUAUCAUCGGCGCCUUCGUCACCUACUGCUGUUGCGGAAGCGGCGGAAGCGGCCAAGACGCACUACACCACAUCCUCGCCUAGCCUGUCUCCGCAAUCGCCCAUAUCCACGCCCCAUCAUCGUGGUGCUCUUCUGCCAGAUGAAACCUACCGCGAGCCUGACCCUCCUUCGGAGAUACCAGAAACGCCCGCGCGCUCCCAGCCUCCUCGCACUGCCAAGUCAACCGCAAAGAGGGGGCCACUGGGACAGGCAUUGGGUGCUCGCCUUGGCACCAUCCAAUCCACUCAAAAGUGCGUAGUGGCGGCCGCAAACCGUAGCGCAUCAAACACGGACAGCUCCUCGUCGCUGUCUUCACCGCCCGCUGAGACGCAGCCACUGGAGGGCGAGUACGAUGAUAGCGACGACGAAGUGAUUUUAGAGACAAAGCAACGCCAGCCGACACGUGAAAAGCCGGACGAAGUGGAUCGUGAUGCUACGCAGCCCUUGGCAUUCUCGCCGUCGCCAGAGCCGAUGCCAGCCGAUCCGAAGCGAUCUAGCAAGACAUCAACUUCAGCAUCUCAAGCUCGGCCAGCAAUCUCCCGCUGGUCAGCCGUAAACGAUGCUUGGGCAGAUUGGGAACAGCCGCGGGAGAAGCCCUCGCGGACCAGCCAUCAGCCGACACUUGGGCGCUUUGGCUUUGACGAGACGACGCGGUGGCCAUCUACGACGCCACACGAGGAGCAAAGGAGCAGCAAGAGUGCAACGCCAGCUGCGCGGGGCCUCACGGCGGCGCAGCGAGCUCAUUUUGCUGAGCACCCGCUUCCUCGCGACCAGACCGACAUCUUGAGCGACGAGGAGGACGCAGACAUCGAGGAGGCAGUAUUGCGUCGCGAUCAGAAUGGCAACAGCAAAGAGCGCGAUGCUGCGGACGACUCGGGCUUUGUGGAUGCGGCCAACAGUCCAGUGGUGCCUGCUCGGUCUCAACGGGUCCUUCGCGUGGUACCAUCGCCCACUCGAAGCUUCAAUGCCAACGCCGCAGCAGCUGCAGCAGCUGCUCAAGUUACGCGAGCAGAUGGGAACGACGAUGAUGGUGAUGGAGGCGAGACUCAGCCACUCGCAUGGCCUUCCUCGCAGUCAUCGCAUACAGAGGACGAGUCACCGCCACCUCUGCCAUUGCCAGUGAAAAGACGUCGCACCCAGGGGAAGGAGGCUCGACCCAUCGGUGUGAUCAGGCGCGCAAGCGGGCGUUUUGUUGGGGGGAGGGGCGAUGAGGAGGACAAUGGACCGACGAGCUCGCAGACGUCUUCAUCAUCGUCUUCGACAUCGUGGGUACCCAGGUUGGACCAGGGUGCGGGGAAGGAAUUUGAAAGCUUCCUAAGCAGGCUGUCUUGACAAUUUCGGGCGCACGAUCCAUUGUUCAUUCUUAUCAAGAGAUGUACCCAUAUUUCCCUCCCUU